GGCUGCUGAUCAGCCUGUGACACACUGCUGCCGGCAGCGCUCAUUGCUGUCGGAAGUGUGCAGUGCAUGACGCUUUCCUGCUGCCGUGGAGGGGUCUAUUUCCGUUCUCUCCAGCUGAGCAGCAGGAGCAGCCGCCUGAAAAUCCCCCUUCACUUUCCCAAGGCUCCAUCGCCGGGAGGGUGGAAUGAUGUUUGCAGUGUGCCAGCCAGACGUCCCCCUGAAUGCUCCAUUCCAUGAGGGCAAGCGGGACCCCACGCUGGGCACGGCCUUCCUCGCUGAACGGGAGCUCAGGCAGGACAAGAAUUUCAACUUUGUGGCGGAAGGGUAUGACAGCAACGAGAACUGGAGCCAGGUGGUGAUUGGGACCCGGAUGGAGGGGGGCUCCGGCCAGAUAGAAAACACAGCCAAUAAUCUGGUGUUCUUAGUGCAGAGACAGACAGCUCAGGGCAGGCUUAGGGAUGCUCCCCGAGGGCUGAAGUCAGACAAGCUGGGACUCUCCGAGGAGGACGUGCGCAGCCCCCACAAGGGAGCCGAGCUCAGUGGUGCCGAGAAGGAGAAAGCGGCUACCGAGGACAUGGCCAAAGAGUGUGGCAAAUGGGCUGGCUCCCCCUUAGAGGACAAUGGCUAUGCCAGCAGCUCCCUCAGCAUCGACAGCCCCGACAGUAUCACUGGCAAUGCCUGGGAGGCCCCCGCUGCCACCACCAAAGACCCGAGGAACCAGCCAGCGCUUCAGGUGCCCGACGCUGAUUUCGAAAACUCCUCCAACUUGGACACGGUCUUCCCGGUGCUGGCCGAGGCCUUCCAGAACCUCCAGGACAAGAUGAGGUACAAGGAGCGGGAGAAGGAGAAACACCACAUCCACCUGGUGAUGUAUCGGCGCCUGGCCCUGCUGCGUUGGAUCCGCGGCCUCCAGCAGAAAGUGGUGGACCAGCAGAACCGGCUGCAGGAGAGCUUCGACACCAUCCUGGACAACCGCAAAGAGCUCCUCCGAUACAUCCAGCAGGGCAUGGGGAGGCCGUGUGGUUUAGUGGCAAGAGCAGAGGCCUAGGAAGUCAAGAGACCUGGAUUCUGUUCCCACCCCUGCCACUGACCUGCUGGGUGACAUUGGGCGUGUCACUUCACCUCUCUGUGCCUCAGUUUCCCCAUCUGCAAAAUGGGAGUUAUGGUACUUAACUUAACAGAGUGCUCUGAGAUGGACAGAUAGAUGAAAAUUAACUAUGUAUUAUUAUUAUUAGAUUAUAUUCCAUGCUCUCUGCACCUUCACAAAGCUGCCGUUGAUACCUGCAAUAACUUCCAUUUUGCACCACGUUUCUUCAUAUCUUCCAGUAAGCGGAAGCGAGGAUACGGUCCCAUAGCCCUUUCGUGUGUAGUUCCAGGAAAGUCAAUGAGACUAGGCACGUGACUAAGGCUUACUCGUGGGAGAAGGGGUUGUAGCAUUCAAAGCUCUGAUGCUGAUCCUGCAAUCUUGAUGCAUAUUUAGACUGUAAGCUCCGCCUUCUUGUUAGAUAGCUCUUCUGCACCUAACACAACAAGGCCCCAAUUCUUGACUGGGACCUCUAGGUGCUACCACAAUUUCAACUAAUAAUAACUGAGUCAGUGGGGACUGCAGGGUCAGGUCCUGUAGAGAGCAGGGAAACCCCAUUGCUGUAAUAAUGAAACACCUGUAGCCUGAGUUUUGACCCUGAAAGGAUGGAAAAGAUGAGCUAAAAUGGGCGAUUUUCUUUAAGAAUCAGUUUUUAAAGAGGCAGCAUUCAAAAUGCAAGAAAGUGACCAAAUCUUGUCCUGGCAGCAGAGAAGAAAACCUGCAACAGAUUUCUUGCCAUCUGCAUCCCGGCCAGGAGGACUCCAGCCUCUUUGUGAGGAAAAAUACCUUGCUCCUCAAAGGGCAUGACUGCUUUCAUGUUUGCUUCUAUUCUAGGGCCUGCUGGCUGUUGUCUGUAUCACUGACAUGCUAGAUCAUGAAUUAUUAUACAUAUUAAUAAAGUUUGGAGAUAAAAAACA
Caretta caretta (loggerhead turtle) is the source of this 2001-nucleotide messenger RNA. RefSeq names its product chromosome 19 C1orf216 homolog (gene C19H1orf216). Lineage: Eukaryota; Metazoa; Chordata; Testudines; Cheloniidae. The record is from RefSeq and is a predicted model, not a curated record.